AUGACGGUCUUCAUAGCAUCUUUGUUUCUGCCCUACACAGUUAACUUUCACAUUAACAACUUGCGCACCCGCUCUCCCCCUUCUGGCCCUCCAUCCGCGAACCCCACCGUUGAGGGUAUUACUCCCAUACCCAAUGCUGCUGCGAGCUUGUUCGAGAAGAACAAUGCAGGAACAGUACCGGGUCUUACACCGGGAGCUACAACAGAUCAUGAGCGCAUCUUUGCUUCCCGUGUAGCCAAGGCAGAAGAAAGGAAAAAAGGGUAUCCGUUCCCUUCAGCCGCAGAGCAGGACAACCGGCUUCUCACGGAAAGUGAAGGCCACUCCCCUAUAUGGGGUGCGACCACUUCGCUCAAUCAGCCAAAGCCGCAGACAGUGGUAUCGCCGUCCCCAUCUAUUCUUAAGCACCAAGAUCCUCGCCCAGUCAAGGAAUCUGUGUCGCACCGGCCUCCUGCGGCCCAGCUCGUCGCAUAUCCAAGACUAAGAAAGGGUAGCACAGCGAGCCGCAAUUUGUCGUUCUCCAAAGCGGAAUGGACCAUCGAAACUGCGGAGCAGGGCAAUGGUGGCCUGCGCAACGCGGUGCGAUCCGCAACAGACGCCGGAUUUUUGGAUAACAUGAUGUGGGUGGGCACCUUGGGAAUGCCCACUGAUGCCUUGGCACAACACACCCGGCGAGAUAUUGCGGAGAAAUUGGAAGAUGAGUAUGGUUCGUUGACGGUUUUUGUAAAUGACGGUGAUUUCGACGGUCACUACACCCAUUUUUGCAAGACCAUUCUAUGGCCUGUAUUUCAUUACCAGAUCCCAGAUAACCCGAAGAGCAAAGCUUAUGAGGAUCAUUCGUGGAUCUACUAUGUUAAGCUGAACCAGGCUUUUGCAGAGCGCAUUGCUAAGCACUGGAAGCGCGGUGAUGCGAUCUGGGUUCAGGAUUAUCAUCUUCUACUGGUUCCAGCUAUGCUUCGCAAGCUCGUGCCAGAUGCAAAAAUUGGGUUUUUCCUGCACAUUGCGUUCCCGUCGUCGGAAGUUUUUAAGUGCUUGGCACCACGCAAGGAGCUUUUAGAAGGAAUUCUCGGCGCCAACCUCAUUGGUUUCCAGACGGAUGAAUACUGCCGACAUUUCCUGCAGACAUGCAGUCGGAUUUUGUGUGUGGAAGCGACACCCGAGGGAAUUCAGUUGGAAGAUCGGUUUGUUAACGUGGGCACAUUCCCUAUUGGCAUCGAUCCGACAUCUUGGGAUAAGCGCCGUAAGGCGACGGACGUGGAGCGAUGGGUCGGCACAAUCUCAGAACGCUAUCAGGGAAAGCGCCUCAUUGUGUCGCGCGACAAGAUUGAUUCUGUACGGGGUAUUCGUCAGAAGCUUCUUAGCUACGAGCUGUUUUUGAACACCUACCCGGAAUGGGCGGAUAAAGUCGUGUUGAUUCAAGUCGCAACCAGCACUACGGAACAACCCGAAUUAGAAGCAACCAUCUCUGAUAUUGCCAUGCGCAUCAACUCUACACACUCGACCCUCGCUCAUCAGCCUUUGGUCUUCCUCAAGCAAGACUUGGCUUUCUCCCAAUACCUCGCUCUUAUCACUGUGGCAGAUGCCUUGAUGAUUACUAGUCUACGAGAGGGCAUGAACCUGACUAGUCACGAGUUUGUCUACUGCCAGGAUGGUCGCUGUGGCGACAAAGCCUAUGGCUCACUGAUUCUUAGCGAGUUCACUGGCAGCGCAUCUGUUUUUGGGAACCAUGCUCUUUUGGUCAACCCAUGGGAUUAUCGCCAGUGCUGCGAGGCAAUACACACAGCUCUGACUCGUGAUGAAACGGAGCGGAAGCAAGUUUGGGAGGAGCUAUUCCGUGCUGUGCUGAAAAAUUCAACUGGCAACUGGGUCAAAUCAUUCGAUGAAACCCUCACUCGAGUCUGGAAUGAGCAAUCCUCGCGAGAGAUCAUGGCAGUACCCCGGCUAUCUGUAUCACGGCUCACCGAGCGGUAUCGCCAGUCCAAAAAGCGACUCAUGAUUGUGGAUUACGAAGGCACAUUGGCUUCUUGGGGGUCACCGCGCAGUAUUAUCCUAACCACACCGCAGCGUGCCAUCACAGCACUAAACGAAAUAACCGAAGAUCCCGCCAAUGUUGUCUACGUGAUGAGCUCGCGCAUGCCCGAGGAAAUGGAACGGCUGUUCCGACAGGUCAACAAUUUGGGGUUGAUCGCCGAGAACGGAUGCUUCGUGCGCGAGCCAAACGGCGAUACAUGGACCCACCUCGCAGACAAAGUGCACGUCAAAGCGUGGAAAGCAGCUGUAUCUAACAUCCUAGCAUAUUUCCACGCGCGCGUGGAGGGUAGCUGGAUUGAAGAGCGCCACUGCUCACUCGUCUUCCACCACGGAUCAGCGGAAGACCGCCACGUCGCAGCUCGGUCUGCCGCUGAAUGUGCAGGCAAUAUCAACGACGCCUGCGCUGAUCAAGGUGUACAUGCUAUCCCCGUCGAAGGCGCCUUGAUUGUGGAAACCACCAAUACCAACAAAGCAUCCGCCGCCGAACUCGUCUGGAAAUGGUUCUCGGCGAACGCAGAAAAAAAGGAGGAUGUCAUCAAACCCGAUUUCUUGCUCGUUGUCGGUGACAAUCGCGACGAUGAGCCGGUCUUCCGUUGGGCCAAUAAACUGCAGAAGCUCAAGGCUGUUGACUAUGCUAUGACCGUUACAUUGGGCUCGCGCAGCACAGAGGCCAAAGCGACUCUAACUCAAGGAGUUACCGGUGUCUUGUCUUGUUUGCAGCAAUUGGCUGCCCCUCAAGGCCAAACCAAAAUACCAUUACAAGAGUGA
Molecule: messenger RNA, 2796 nt
Organism: Penicillium paradoxum
Lineage: Eukaryota; Fungi; Ascomycota; Eurotiomycetes; Eurotiales; Aspergillaceae
Product: putative alpha,alpha-trehalose phosphate synthase subunit TPS3
Exons: 3
Coding region: 1-2796 (931 amino acids)
Biological process (GO): trehalose biosynthetic process
Cellular component (GO): alpha,alpha-trehalose-phosphate synthase complex (UDP-forming); cytosol
Molecular function (GO): catalytic activity
Source: RefSeq, a predicted model, not a curated record